AUGCAUUUAUUUUUAUAUGAAAGCAUCUUGGAGCACGUUACAAACCAGACAACAAUCAAGGAAUUUUGGAUUCUGGGAUUUCAGAACAUCCACAACAUUAAAAUUCUACUGUUUAUUUUGUUUCUUAUAAGUUUUAUUUUAACAUUAUCUGCUAAUUUCACAGUCAUAUUACUGAUCUCCUUAAGUCACCAUAUCAAGGCUCCGAUGUACUUCUUCCUCAGCCACCUGUCUUUUAAUGACAUUCUUCUCUCCACAACCAUCGUACCUGAAAUGCUCCACAUUAUAUUGAGGGAAGGAAGUUCUAUUUCUCUGUCUGGAUGCUUUAUUCAGUUUUGUUUGUUUUCUGCAUCUGGAGCCAAUGAGUGUCUCCUCCUCACUGCGAUGUCCUACGAUCGAUAUUUGGCCAUCUGUAACCCAUUGCGUUAUUCCUCCAUUAUGGACCUUAGACUUUGUAUUCUUCUUGUAAGUUCCUCUUGGGCAUGUGGAGUACUUAUUGUUUUAUCACAUAUUGUUCUUUUGCAGAAGAUGAUAUUUUGUGGGUCAAAUAUAAUUAACCAUUUUUAUUGUGACCUUCCUCCACUUCUUAGACUUUCAUGCUCAGACACAUCAGCUAAUGAAAUAGUUGUUGCUAUAGGCUCAAUCCCAAUAUUAUUUCUGCCAUUAAUUUUUAUCUCUGUAACUUAUAUAAACAUCAUUGUCGCCAUCCUCCGGAUCUCAACCUCAACUGGAAGACAAAAAGCCUUCUCCACCUGCAGCUCCCACCUGACCGUGGUCUGUAUGUAUUACGGGACGUUGGUGUUUAACUAUGUGAUUCCAUCUAAAGAACAGUACUUAGGUUUACAAAAAAUGGUUUCUGUGUGUUACACUAUUGUGUCGCCACUGUUAAAUCCUGUUAUAUACAGUCUACGGAAUGAGCAGAUUAAAACGACAAUAACAAAACUUGCAUUCAAAAAAUAUAUAUAA
Messenger RNA from Spea bombifrons (plains spadefoot toad), 963 nucleotides. Its product is annotated as olfactory receptor 1009-like. The record is from RefSeq and is a predicted model, not a curated record. Gene Ontology annotation, cellular component: membrane. Gene Ontology annotation, biological process: G protein-coupled receptor signaling pathway. The transcript has a single exon. Gene Ontology annotation, molecular function: G protein-coupled receptor activity; olfactory receptor activity. Bases 1 to 963 code for a protein of 320 amino acids. Lineage: Eukaryota; Metazoa; Chordata; Amphibia; Anura; Pelobatidae.